CUCCGGCCGUUUUCGUGUGCUACUUUCCGGGAAAAGAGAACGUGAGAAUUUCCACAACAAAGUCCGCCUAUCACCUGUUGCUCCGUUGCCAAUCAGUCCCAGGCACUGACCAAUCCCUCCCUCGCUUUCCUUAAAGACAACCCACAAAAAUCGGGCCGGAAAGUCCUUCUGGGGGUUCCCUAUUUUCGCGAGCGAAGCCUUUCGUCUGUUGGUGGAUCCGAAUCGCGUUAUGGUCAUAAUCUCGACGCAUUCUCGCUGUCUGAACCAGCAUAAAUUGGGGUUUUAGUUUUAGAUUUGAGGGUAUUCUAUAUAGGCAUUCAGCUUGGGUGGUCAGUUUGUCAGUGGUUCUUCAAUUUAUCUGUACAACGAUCCGUCUGUGAGUCCUCUGGUCCAUAGUAUUGACCAACUCUUGAGCUGGGAACAUUUCUCCUUUUUGCUUAGUUUUUGGCCUUGAAUUGGGUAUGACUUGAGUUGUCCGUCCGACUAUUUCAUCCACAAGUCGACUGGAUUUGAGUCAUUGGAGGGUGAAAAUCUCUAUCCUCGAGUCCUCUGUUUUUGCUGAAACUUAUUUGCGUUAAGAGAUGACGAUCGAGUCGUCGCCGGGAAGUUCAGGGUGCUUAGAUUCUGGUAGAAGGAAAAGUUCGUAUUUCAGCAAUGGAUAUGUACUGGGUUUGACGGUGAUUGCUGGUAUUGGAGGACUUCUCUUUGGAUAUGAUACAGGAGUAAUAUCUGGAGCUCUUCUGUAUAUUAAGGAUGAAUUUGAGGCAGUCAGAGAUAGUAGUUUCUUACAGGAAACAAUAGUUAGCAUGGCUUUGGUUGGGGCAAUGAUUGGAGCUGCAGCAGGUGGGUGGAUCAAUGAUGCAUAUGGGCGCAAGAAAGCUACUCUUCUUGCAGAUGUUAUCUUUGCAAGUGGAUCAGUUGUUAUGGCUGCUGCACCAGAUCCUUAUGUUCUUAUAGCAGGAAGGCUCUUAGUUGGCUUGGGUGUGGGUGUGGCAUCUGUGACUGCUCCUGUAUAUAUUGCUGAGGCAUCGCCAUCUGAAAUAAGGGGAAGUCUGGUCAGCACUAAUGUGCUUAUGAUUACUGGUGGACAAUUUCUUUCAUAUCUCGUCAAUCUUGCUUUCACUGAGGUUCCUGGAACCUGGCGAUGGAUGCUUGGAGCUUCAGGCGUGCCAGCUGUUAUUCAGUUUUCCCUAAUGCUGUUUAUGCCCGAGUCUCCUCGCUGGCUUUACUUGAAGAAAGAUAAAUUCGAAGCCACGGUUGUCCUUUCCAAUAUUUAUGAUCCUUUCCGUUUGGAGAUGGAGUUAGAUCAGCUUGCUCUUGCAUUGGAGGAAGAACGUCGGAGAGAGAAUUCUGUUAGCUAUUGGGAUGCAUUUAAAUCAAAAGAAAUCAGACUAGCAUUCCUGGCUGGUGCUGGACUUCAGGCAUUCCAGCAGUUUACUGGUAUCAACACUGUCAUGUACUACAGCCCAACAAUUGUUCAGAUGGCUGGCUUCAGGUCCAACCAGUUAGCUCUUCUCUUGUCUCUCAUCAUUGCUGCGCUGAAUGCUGCCGGGACAGUCGUUGGAAUUUACCUUAUUGAUCAAUUUGGGCGUAGGAAGUUGGCCCUCAGCAGCUUAGCUGGCGUGAUCGUGUCCCUUAUUCUCCUUUCUGUAUCAUUCUUACUAGAAACUUCUGAAGGUUCCUCAAGUGGAAUCUUCGGGUGGAUGGCUGUCUUAGGAUUAGCCCUGUACAUAGCUUGCUUUGCACCCGGAAUGGGACCAGUUCCAUGGACCGUGAACUCAGAAAUAUAUCCAGAGUCAUUCCGAGGGGUUUGUGGGGGCAUGUCUGCUACUGUGAACUGGGUUUCGAAUCUGAUUGUGGCCCAGUGUUUCCUUUCGAUGGCUGAUGCUCUGGGAACGGGUGGUACCUUCUUGAUACUGGCAGGCAUCGCGGUUCUUGCAUUCGUGUUUGUGAUGAUGUUUGUGCCGGAGACGAAGGGCUUGACAUUUGAGGAAGUGGAGAGGAUGUGGAAGAGGAGGGCUUGGGGCAGCGAGUAUGAUGCUGCUGCUACUGAAGGCCUUCUUGAGGAGGGAGGGGAGUCUUAAAACAUUAGUAGGUAUAUAUAGCCCCAGAAUUUGGAGUGGAGCAAUCCAGUUUGUGGCUUAUUAUUAUACCCUGUACUUGAUUAAUAAGGGAUAGUUUGUACUUCAAUUCUGGGGAUUUUGAGGGGUCAGAUUUUCAGGCUUAGGCUUGUGCUUCUUGUGUUUCAGACAAUAUUCAGAGGCCCCUGCUCUCCUGAAUGCUAUUUUAGGCAUGGAGUGGAGUGGAAGGAGCUGUUGUUCAAUUAAUAGUAGUAUCUAAGUUUGUAAGUGAUACAAUAUCAAUCAAGAAGAAGAUGCAUUUGCAGGCUUUA
This is a messenger RNA of Diospyros lotus (date-plum), 2392 nucleotides long. Its product is annotated as inositol transporter 1. Gene Ontology annotation, biological process: transmembrane transport. Gene Ontology annotation, cellular component: membrane. The record is from RefSeq and is a predicted model, not a curated record. Gene Ontology annotation, molecular function: myo-inositol:proton symporter activity. The transcript is spliced from 6 exons. The coding region runs from base 582 to 2084 and encodes 500 amino acids. Lineage: Eukaryota; Viridiplantae; Streptophyta; Magnoliopsida; Ericales; Ebenaceae.